This is a messenger RNA of Lutra lutra (Eurasian river otter), 934 nucleotides long. RefSeq names its product alpha hemoglobin stabilizing protein (gene AHSP). Bases 491 to 769 code for a protein of 92 amino acids. The transcript has 4 exons. Gene Ontology annotation, molecular function: hemoglobin binding. The record is from RefSeq and is a predicted model, not a curated record. Lineage: Eukaryota; Metazoa; Chordata; Mammalia; Carnivora; Mustelidae. Gene Ontology annotation, biological process: protein folding; erythrocyte differentiation; protein stabilization. Gene Ontology annotation, cellular component: cytoplasm.
ACACGCCAGGGCUGCUCUCUGCUUUUGUUCUCUGUAGCGUUUGUUGCUGGACCUCGGGAGCAAUGGGAGCCCUUUAGCUGCCCAGUCCUGGAGAUCCCUGCAUUCCUGGAAUCUGCAACUUUCAUCUAGGGGCAGAAGGAAGAGGGGAACCGUUGUGUUUGAGACCCAGUACCACGACAGGAUUUUUAAAUUUUGGGCAAGUCAAUGUCCUUCCCGGGGCCUUAGAUGCCGCCUUUAUUUUGAGAGCAGGGACUAUAUAUUACUCCUUAUUUUAUCCCCAGCACCUAACACAUACUAGGUGUUUAAAAGAUACAAUGAAUGAAUAAACAAACCAACGAAUGCAUGGUGAGAAGGUGGACUAAAUGAUCCCUGAGGUCCUGGGCCUUACCCAAGACUGCAAGAGUGAACAUAAACUCUGGGAAGACAGGAAUUUUGUCUUUGGCACUGAAUAUAUUCCUAGUGCCCUGUUCCAGUUCCUGGUGCAAGGCAGAUGGCUCUUCUUCAGGCCAAUAAGGAUCUCAUUUCUACAGGAAUGAAGGAAUUUAAUGUUCUGCUGAAUCAGCAGGUCUUCCCUAAUCCUCCUAUACCUGAAGAAGCCAUGGUGACUAUGGUGGAUGACUGGGUGAACUUCUACAUCAACUAUUACAGGAAGCAGAUGGUAGGGGAGCAGCAAGAGCAGGAGAGGGCUCUACAGGAACUUGAGCAAGAGCUAAGAACUCUGUCUGCCCCUUUUCUGACCAAGUAUAGGGCAUUCUUGAAGUCCUUUUGAGCACCUAAAUCACUCACUGCCUUUCUCCUAGCCCGAAUACCCAGGCCUGCAUCUCUAAGAAACCCUUAAAUCCUGCCUCUGUGUUCUUCAAGUGCUCGGGCUCUGCUCCUUCAUGGUGUUAUUCUACCCUGACACCUCAAUAAAGACCAAAUUGGUUUGCUGGUC